AUGCACUCCCUCCAGCCCUCCAAUCUAUACACCCGUUUAAUAGAUACAAUACCUACAGCCUUGCCUUGGUCCUCCGGGGAUCCAUCGGUGAAAGGAGAUCCCAGGAAGAGUGUUAAAUGGGUUGACGGCCUGAGAGGAAUCGCCUCAUUCCUAGUAGUGCUAACGCACCUCGCCCGCGCUUGGGACUAUGAUCUAUUCUCACCACGCGACAACGAGGACGCCAGUCCGCGAAUCCUCCAAUGGCCCAUCCUCCGAAUCCCCUGGCAAGGCCGUCUAGGCGUAACGAUCUUCGCCUUCCUAACCGGCUACGUCUGCGCGUUGAAACCGCUCAAGCUGUCGCGAACAGGUGAUACAUUAGGCGCAUUCGAGACAAUAGCAAAAAGCGCCUUUCGUCGACCGCCACGACUCAUCUUUCCCGCGACGAUUGCCCUGGUCAUCUCGUGGACUGUUGCGCAAUUCGGCGGGUUUAUAGUCGCCAAUAGAUCCGAUUGCUGGUGGUGUCGGUAUGCCGCGCCGGAUCUGGAGGAUUCGUUUUGGAAGGAGCUUGUUCGGUUGCCGAUGAAUUUCUUAUCGACUUGGACGACCGGAUAUAUGGCGUACGAUGAUCAUCAGUGGGCGCUUCUGCCGCUGCUGGUGUCGUCCAUGUUGGUUUAUCUAGUGCUUUCGGCGACUAUGUUUGUCAAGUUUCGGUAUAGGGUCUUGAUCUAUGUUGGGUUAUUAUUGUAUUUCCAUCAGGAUGCAGCCAAGGAUAUAGAAACCUUCCAAAUGCAAGCCAUCUACGGCAUGCUCCUCAGCGACUUCUCCUACCACGCACCCCUCAAAGAUUGGAUAGAAGACCACCCACGAGGCCGGAAGAUGCUCACCAUCCCGCUCACUAUCAUCGCAUUAUUCCUCGCUUCAUACCCAGGCGAACACCCCGAAUGGGCCGGCUGGUCCAACGCAAUGCUCGAAGCAAGUCAAUACAUCUUCCCGCCAGACGUCAAUGUCGGGAAACGCUACACGGCCCUCGCAAUUGACAUGAUCAUCCUCGCGAUCUUCUUUUCGCCUUCGACGAAAGACUUCCUCUCCAGCAGACUCCUACUCUGGCUCGGCAAGCAGAGUUUCGCCGUCUACCUCAUCCACGGAACCAUGUUGCGUGUCGUGCUCUGCUGGAUGCUGUAUGGUAUCAGCGGGCAGCCGUGGGAGGGUCCUGAGGCGUUGACCGAUGACGUCCGCGACGACUGGUUGCCUAUCCGGCCGCCGUGGGUCGUUGCAAUUAGUAUUCCGGUCUGGAUUGGGAUGGUCUAUUUCCUUGCUGCGCUGUGGACGGCGUAUGUGGAUACUUUCUGUGCUUCUCUAACGCAGAAGCUGGAGAGGGCUGCUUUUGUUGAGGACGAGAAGACGCCGUUGCCGUUGCAAUCGGUCCCUAUGCAGACGGCUUGA
This is a messenger RNA of Penicillium roqueforti, 1422 nucleotides long. Its product is annotated as acyltransferase family protein. Gene Ontology annotation, biological process: polysaccharide biosynthetic process. Gene Ontology annotation, cellular component: membrane. The transcript has 3 exons. The record is from RefSeq and is a predicted model, not a curated record. NCBI's taxonomy places the organism in Eukaryota, Fungi, Ascomycota, Eurotiomycetes, Eurotiales, Aspergillaceae. The coding region runs from base 1 to 1422 and encodes 473 amino acids. Gene Ontology annotation, molecular function: acyltransferase activity, transferring groups other than amino-acyl groups.